AUGAAUGGCGACGGCCAAGCAGCGGCAGCAGCCCACGGCCACGGCGGCGCACCCCCAGGCCGUCCACGCAAGUUUGUCAUACAGAGUAGCUUUGGCAACCCGAGGGAGCGGAGGAGCCGCAAGAACCGGCCGUGCGACGCGUGCCGCAGACGCAAGACGGCCUGCGUCAUCACCUUGGAGCCGCCAUGUCUCUUCUGCCAAAGCCGAGGCAUCGUCUGUCAAUCCUCGCCCGCAUCUACGCCUGGAUCAGCACAAGAUCUCGAGCUUCAUCACCACACUCCGCCCCGCCACGACACCCCUUCUCACCCUCCGCCUCAUCCUCUCCAUGCCGUGCCCGUCAGUCACGAAGCCGGAGUCGUCGGCUACGGGCCGCCGCCGCCUCCGCCAGCACCGGUGCUACCACCAAGCUCCUCCUCCCAGCACAUCGCCGUACCUCCGGCGGCAUCACGAAUCGAGGUAAACGAGCUGCCAACGCCCAGCACCACCCAGGACAGCCCUACGGUCGCCUCGCCCUUUGGCCCGUGCGGACAGCUCCUUGGGCCGGAGUCGAGCGCCCGACCGCAGGCCUACGGGCCGGCCGCCGUCGUCCAUCAGAACCUUGUUUACCAUGUUAGCCCGUCGACCGAAGACAUAGAGCCACCGCAGUCAGCCGACGCUCAGUCACCCCCGCUCACCUCUCCGGUCCUCGCCCGUCCCGCGCCAAGUCUCGAGGAUAUUGUCGGCCGCACCGCCUAUCACAUGGGCCCGACCUCGGAGCAGGACACCUUUCUGCUCGACGCCUUCCGGUACGGCAUAUUGAGCGAAAGGUACAACCUCGACGGCAACAUCGUCCAGGUGCACCCGGGGAGCUCUCUGCCCGACGACCGCCCCAUCCACUUCCUCUGCCUCGAGAUCGGCCACCCGGAUCACGUCCACCGGGCCCGGCAGGCCGCCUCGGACGCGAUCGAGGCCAAGGUUUGGCCCUACGGCGAGAACCUGGUGCGGCUCUACUUCCGCCACGUUCACCCGGUGCUGCCUAUUGUCUCCAAAGUUCGUUUCCUCCGCCGAUACCAUGCCGACAAGAAGUCCGUGCCGGCCUGCCUGCGCGGCGCCCUCUACGCCCUCGCGUCCGUCUUCUGGAAGUUCGACAUGGCCAUCCGCGGCACCCCUUGUCCCUUCCAGCAGCACGAGCUGGUCAGCCAUGCCCACUCGGCGCUCCGACGUGAGAUCGAAAACCCGAACCUCUUCAUCCUGCAGGCUUGCUUGCUGCUCAUCCACGUCACGCCCCCGGCCUUCGAUAGCAUGGAAGCUCCGACCACAUGGACCUUUGCCGCGCAGGCCACGGCGUGUGCCCAGAUGAUCGGCCUCCACCAGGACCCGGGCCAGUGGGACAUUGAGCUGCUGGAGAAGAAGCUGCGCCGGAAGCUGUGGUGGGCAACAUUUGUGACCGACUGCUGGUCGUCCAUCUGCCACGGAAAUCCUCCGCACAUCAGUGCCAGCUCUUUCAACACAUGCCCGCUCACCAUAGAUGACGUCCGGGCGGACGAGGGCGUGCCUGAAGAGUUGCGCCAUCUCGUGGAGCCACCCGACGCCAACUUUGAGGUCUCAGCCGGUGCUCGCUUCAUGGAGAUGGUCAGCAUCGCCCGCCACUUGCGGACGGUUCUGGAUUGCAGCUUUCAAGUCAACACGAGAGCCAUGACGAUAAGCGACAGAAUGCAAGCUCAGGCCGAACUCGUUGCGGUGCAAGCAAAGCUUCAGGACUGGCCAAGCCUCCUUCCGUCGUGCCUUGUCAUUCAGCACGAGGAGCGGCGCCGAUCGUCCGUAACGUCUUACAACUGUCCUCUCCACCUGUCCUUCUAUGCCGCUCAGGUGCUCCUCUAUCGAGCCCUCAUGUACCCUCCAACACGGGCAGCCAAGGCGACCCCGGGAUCGAAUCUUCGGAGAUGGUUCCCGGCAGCACUCCUGGAGUUUGAGUCGUUUGCCGAGUUUCUUACUUGCAUUAACAAGCAUGAUCUGAUUGGGUUCUGGGGACGACAUGCUCGAUCGCAGCUCAUUCUCUGCGGGAACUUUCUUGUCUACCUCUUCUUGCUUGCAUGGGAGCGCCGAGACAUUGAAAGGGCGUAUCGCAUGCUCGAGUGUUUUCAUCAGACAAUCCAUGAGCUAGGCGAGUGCGAUAACCUUCAGGCGAAAACUCUUCUCAGGGCAGCCAUGCUACGCAUCGACUCCUUUUUCACACAGGCGGCUCAGAUCAUGCGGCACGGGGGUGGCGGGACCGUCACACUCAUGCCAUGUUGA
This is a messenger RNA of Hirsutella rhossiliensis, 2274 nucleotides long. RefSeq names its product fungal specific transcription factor domain-containing protein. Gene Ontology annotation, molecular function: DNA-binding transcription factor activity, RNA polymerase II-specific; DNA binding; zinc ion binding. Bases 1 to 2274 code for a protein of 757 amino acids. Gene Ontology annotation, cellular component: nucleus. NCBI's taxonomy places the organism in Eukaryota, Fungi, Ascomycota, Sordariomycetes, Hypocreales, Ophiocordycipitaceae. The record is from RefSeq and is a predicted model, not a curated record. The transcript has 5 exons. Gene Ontology annotation, biological process: DNA-templated transcription.